This is a messenger RNA of Trichoderma citrinoviride, 1163 nucleotides long. Its product is annotated as NDK-domain-containing protein. Gene Ontology annotation, biological process: GTP biosynthetic process; UTP biosynthetic process; CTP biosynthetic process. The annotation marks the transcript as partial. The transcript has 6 exons. Lineage: Eukaryota; Fungi; Ascomycota; Sordariomycetes; Hypocreales; Hypocreaceae. The record is from RefSeq and is a predicted model, not a curated record. Gene Ontology annotation, molecular function: nucleoside diphosphate kinase activity.
CCAAAGUCCACUCAGCAAAAGCAACAACAGCGAAGCAACCCGCUGCUGAGGUGGACUCCGGUAACCCUCCCCCCACCAGUUUUCCUCGUCCCGCUGCUACUAUUACUUCUCGCCGCCUUUUACAUUCUUCCUCCUUCUUCCUCUCCUCCUCAGGUCCAGCAACUUCAGCAUCUUCCACCCGUUCAACCAGUAUCUUAUACCCCUCCCUCUUCAACUCCUCCAGAACCAGUCGCCAUGGCUUCCACCGAGCAGACCUUCAUUGCCAUCAAGCCUGAUGGUGUCCAGCGUGGCCUGAUCGGCCCCAUCAUCACCCGCUUCGAGAGCCGUGGCUUCAAGCUGGUUGCCAUCAAGCUGACCACCCCCGGCAAGGACCACCUCGAGGCUCACUGUUCGUCACUCCAUCCGGCUUCAAGCUUUGGCUACAUGAACUCCGGCCCCAUCUGCGCCAUGAUCUGGGAGGGCCGUGAUGCCGUCAAGACCGGCCGCACCAUCCUCGGUGCCACCAACCCCCUUGCCUCCGCCCCUGGCACCAUCCGUGGCGACUACGCCAUCGACGUCGGCCGCAACGUCUGCCACGGCUCCGACUCCGUCGAGAACGCCAAGAAGGAGAUUGCCCUCUGGUUCAAGGAUGGCGAGGCUGUCAACUGGAAGUCUGCUCAGUUCGACUGGGUCUACGAGAAGGCUUAAGCGUUUCAUGUGACGAAGCUCUGAAGCAGCUGUAAAGCUAUACAGUACUCGUACCUUUGUAUAACGUGCGUCAGGGUAGAACAUGAAAUCUAAAGCAAAAAAAGAAAAAGAAAAAAAGGCAUGCUGAACUCGGUUCCUUUUGCUUGCUUCUACGUUUUCCGGGCCAGUGAAGGCUUGAACCUAAUGAGAAUCUUGGCGAACCACGGCGUAGCCCAGACACUGCCAAUGAUUCGGAGAGGCAGAAGGGCUUUCGUUAUGGCAUAUGCCAAUGCGACCUCGACGAGGAUCUUGUACUUUUGCUCCCCAUUUUUCCACCGCUGCACAGCGUCCUCCACAUGCGCGUCCUGGGCAGACGUGCCGCUGUCCUCCUGCCCAAAACCAAACCAGCCCUUUCGCUUGAAGUACCUCUCGAACCUCUCGACCCCCAUCUGGACGUAUUCCCCAAAGUGCUCCGUCACAUAAGAGAUGGGCAAGUA